Molecule: messenger RNA, 3237 nt
Organism: Homarus americanus (American lobster)
Lineage: Eukaryota; Metazoa; Arthropoda; Malacostraca; Decapoda; Nephropidae
Product: maternal embryonic leucine zipper kinase-like
Exons: 15
Coding region: 185-2224 (679 amino acids)
Biological process (GO): intracellular signal transduction; protein phosphorylation; microtubule cytoskeleton organization
Cellular component (GO): cytoplasm
Molecular function (GO): tau-protein kinase activity; protein serine/threonine kinase activity; ATP binding
Source: RefSeq, a predicted model, not a curated record
UUGGCCAAGAGGCAUCUAGUAACUCUCUUGUGACGUCAUAGCAGCUCAUCGCUGAUUGGCCGAGAGCGAAUUGGAACGACAUUUAAGGGACUUGAAAACCUCCUGAAAUUUUUAAGUGAAUGUUGAAAAUCAGUGAUCGACAUUAGAGUAGGUAACCUAGGGGUGAGCUUACGUAGCAUUCAAGAUGCGACAGCAAGCCUCCCCAUAUGCUGCUCUGGAAGGGCAGUAUGAACUCCAUGAAACCAUUGGAUCAGGAGGCUUUGCAAAAGUGAAGUUGGCAACCCAUGUGUUAACAGGAGAGAAAGUUGCUCUCAAGAUUAUGGAUAAAAGACAACUUGGGGAAGAUUUGCCACGCAUACAUUUGGAAAUUGGUGCAAUGAAACAGCUGGCACACCAACAUGUGUGUAAACUUUAUCAGGUUCUUGAGACUGACACAAAAAUAUUCAUGGUUCUUGAGUAUUGUCCAGGAGGGGAAUUAUUUGAUUACAUAGUUGAGAGAGACCGACUAGAAGAAGAUGAGGCAAGAUUAUUUUUUCGACAAAUAACAUCUGCUGUAGCGUAUGUACACAACAUGGGGUAUGCUCAUAGAGAUCUUAAACCAGAAAAUCUGUUAUUGGAUGAUGACCAGCAACUUAAGUUGAUUGACUUUGGGUUGUGUGCCAACCCCGCUGGUGGUUUGGACCAGCGCCUGGCAACUUGCUGUGGGUCUCCAGCAUAUGCUGCACCAGAACUUGUAUCUGGCAGACACUACUUAGGUUCUGAGGCAGACAUCUGGAGUAUGGGGGUAUUAUUAUAUGCCCUAUUGUGUGGCUUUCUCCCAUUUGAUGAUGAAAACUUAGGAGCUCUCUACAGAAAAAUUCAGGCAGGUGUUUAUGAAAAUCCCGAGUGGUUAAGUCCAGGAAGCCGUGACCUGCUAUCAUCAAUGUUACAAGUAGAUCCUAAGAGAAGGAUCAGAGUAACACAACUCCUGGCUCAUCCUUGGCUUGUUGCUGGCCAGUCACAAGCUGUGGAUGCUACGUCUAAAUAUAAGGAUCCAGAGACAUACGGUGUAGAUGAAGAUGUGAUCACAGAGGUUGCAGUGCAUCAGGGGAAGUCUAGAGUAGCCGUGCGGCAAGCAGUAUGCCGUUGGUCUUAUGAUUAUCUCACGGCUACUUACUUCUUAUUGGUCUCACAGAAGAUGAAAGGAAAGUCACCAAGACUCAUCCCUAAAGUAACACCUCUUGGGGAGAUACCGUCACAGAGAACUCCAGCACGAUGUCUAAUAGAACAAUUAAAUCAAGAAAAACAUAACUCAUCAAAUCACACAGACUCAACAUACAACAGCCUGGCCAACUCUCCUCGAGGACUACACACAUCACUGGAGGGUGGACUCAAUGAUAUAGAUCUUCUCUCUAUAUGUAAAGCUACACCCACUGACCACAUAGUCAACAAAGUAGUUGGUCGAAUUUCCCCAUGUAAGGAAAGCGACCCAGAGCUACUGAUCACACCACUAAUAUCACCCAAAAAACGACGUCCACCAUCUAUCAGUGAUGAGGAGAAGGAGAAUUUUGCCCAACCUAGAAUACCAACACCAGGGCAUAAAUCUCGCAAGAAAGCCACUCCGACCACACCCUUACCUGGAAAGCUAUCGCCAUCCAGAUCUGUAGACAGUGGAUUAAAUGAAUUUUCAACACCGUUAAAAUCUAGAUAUUUAAUACCGAAUAAUGACGAUUGGGGCUGGACACCGGACCGUACCCCACGAUCUUCAAGAAAAGUUUUUGGCAGUAUUGAAAAACGUUUAGACAAGAUGAGAAAUAUGCUUACACCUCGCAGAAAACUGAAUUCAGAUUCUGGGCCAUUGAUUGUAGAAAGCAAGAACUUGUACAAUGUAAGCACGACAGGAAGUAGAAAUCCUGACCAGGUUCUGCAUGACCUCCGGCGGGCACUCCAAAAUAAGGGCAUCCUCUGUAACCAGAAGGGGUAUACAUUGCGUGGCAAGGUCCGUGAUGACGUAGGAGGUGCUAAACUAAGCUUUGAGUUGGAGGUGUGUCGCGUGCCACGGCUUGAUGUUGUGGGCAUCAGGCGUAAGAGACUGAAGGGGGAUGCUUGGAUCUACAAACGAGUGUGUGAGGAGAUCCUUCGCCUUGCUCAGAGCUCUUCAUCAAACAACACACCUACCUCCUCCACCACCAACACACCUGUGAAUGUUUCAACUGGUGCUGAACAAACAAAUGUGUCAGUAUAAUGUAUAUGGUGUUAUAAAUACACUUAAUUUGGGGAUAAUCAUGUACAGUUUUAAUAUCAGGAGUGGGAAGUAAUAUAUUUUUUAGAAAUCUACAUUAAAAUGUAAUAUGAAUUAUUGACUGCUAAUCUAUUUUUGUCUUGUCUCAUUAAUUGGGGCACUCGUAGUUUCUUCGAUUUUUUUACUUAACCCCUUUACUAUGGAGAUGUCACCUUUAAUGUUUUAUUUGGUUAAUACCAGACAUUUGUAUUCAGCUUAGAGAAACUCGCCACUCGCAAAGGGUAUAAAGUGUCUCCACUACUGGGAUGCCACUUUUAAUAUCGAUUUGGCAAACGCCAGAUGAUUUUAUUCAGCAGAAAGACCCCUGUAAACAAGUUAAUAAAUUAUCUUAACUAACCUCUUCUUUAUGGAAAUGACACUUUUUUUAUAUUUUAUUUAGAACAAAAUUGUAAUGCUUGACAAAAAUGUGACAUGAUACAAAAAUACAUAAAAAUGGAAUAUUAAAACCACAUUAACUUUCAUUAGGUUUACAGCCAAUCAUUUCUCUCUAAAUGAUGUUGUGUAUGUGAAAACCAUCAGUUCUUGGUAAUGUUUUUUUGUUUUGUUUUUUAUUAUUAUUAUUAUUAUUGAAAUGUACCAUUGGGUAGUAAAUUGGCUGUAAACACUACUUGUGGUGAUACCCUAACCUUGCCAAAAUUUAAAGACACCAGUAGGGUAUUACUUUAUAGCUAACUAGAAAUAAAUACUGGAAUGAUUUUCCCUGCUGCCUUAACCCUGCUAGAAGUCAUGUGGUGGUUAAAGUAAUGAAAGUUUUUAUGCAUUGGCAUCAAUGUCAAGUUAGUCUUAUGGCCGGGCAGGGUAAGGGAAAGGAUAUUCCUGUAUUUGUUAUCCAAAUUUUGUGAAAUAUAAUACUUCUCAGGAAGUUAAAAGUCACUUCAAGAUUAGAUCUGGAAGGUUUAAUUAUUUGAGGGUAUUUUUGCAGGGUUGUUUGAUUUAAAUAAAGUAUUUAAAUCACA